Molecule: messenger RNA, 3162 nt
Organism: Daktulosphaira vitifoliae (grape phylloxera)
Lineage: Eukaryota; Metazoa; Arthropoda; Insecta; Hemiptera; Phylloxeridae
Exons: 3
Coding region: 1-3162 (1053 amino acids)
Source: RefSeq, a predicted model, not a curated record
AUGUACAUAGCGCUUAUACAUUCAAAUUCAGCUCUUUCAAAAGUACAAAAAUUCUUUUAUUUAAAAUCGUCAUUAAACGGUAUAGCAGCUAAUGUGGUGAAAUCAGUCGAAUUAACUGAGGUCAAUUACGACUAUGCGUGGUCAGCCUUAAUAAAUAGAUAUAACAAUAAAAAAAUGCUCGUUCAAGCCCAUACGAAGGCGCUGUAUGACAUUCAACCAAUAACGAAAGAAUCUUCGUCUAAAUUAAGAUGUUUAAUAGAUAAAAUUAUUAAUAACAUGAAUGCUUUAGAGACCCUCGGGCAAGACCCUAAAGCUUGGGGUUCUUUACUCGUGCAUUUGAUAACGUCUAAGUUAGAUCAAAAAACUUUAAAGGAGUGGGAAACUGAGGCGCCGAAAACAGUGGUACCCUCCGUAUCAACAUUAAUGGAUUUCUUGGAAACUAGAUUUAAAAUACUUGAGGCUGUAGAAAGUUCGUGCAGUUCAAAUGACAAGUCUGAGAAAAGAUCCUACGAAAAUUAUGGAAAAGGAAAGGCGCAAGAAAAAAAAUGGCAAAAUAAAACAGUUAUGCACGUAGCGACAACGAAAUUUAAAUGUUACGUGUGUAAUGAAGGUCAUCCGAUAUACAGAUGUACUAAAUUUUUGUCGUUAUCGGCGAACGAACGAAAAGAGCAAACAAUCAAAUUAAAUUUAUGUGAAAACUGUUUAACACGGCAUACGAGUCCGUGUAAAGCGAAAGGUUGCCGUAUAUGCAAUGAUAAACACAAUACAUUACUACACCAAGAUAAGGAAACAGUUCAUAAUUCUGCUACUGCAUUGCACUCGUCAGGUCGUUACGAAAAUCAAGUAUUAUUAUCUACAGCUAUUGUAAAGAUAAAAGAUAGAGCAAACAAAACAUGGUACGUGCGAGCGUUAUUAGACUCAGGGUCGCAAAGUAAUUUUAUUACAACUGAUUUAGCGAACGGUUUGGGUCUAUCUAAGCGCAAAGUCAAGGUAACCAUAGAGGGUGUAAAUAAAUCAAUCACACAGUCUCAAUAUUCAAUAGUAGCCACUAUAGAGGCUAACUGCACCAGUUACAAUAAAACAAUUGAGUUAUUAACUUUGCCAAAAAUAACCACUUUACUUCCAAGUGAAAACAUUAAUGUGAUCCAGGAAGAAUUGCCAGACAAUAUUAAACUUGCUGAUCCAUCAUAUGCUGUGCCUGGCAAAAUAGAUAUUUUAAUUGGAGCUGCAUGUUUCUAUGAAAUAUUGUUACCCGGUAAAUACACCACUAAUAAUAGCAGUAUUAUUUAUCAAGAAACUGAACUUGGGUGGAUAGUAGCGGGAUCAUUAUGCAAAUUAUCUACACCAAUUACAAAUUCAUUUUUUGCUCAGUCGUUAUCAAUCGAGGAUAAAAUAGACAAGCAAUUAACCAAAUUUUGGGAAAUCGAAGAAAUAGGUGAUAAAAGAUCGUUAAGCGAAGAAGAAAAAUUAUGUGUUGAUCAUUUUAAUCGGACACUAGGUUGCUCCCGAGGAACGGCUUUUCGUCGUUUUUUGUCGACUGAAAAACGUCUAACUAACAAUGCAGACUUAAAAAAGAGGUACGUGGAAUUUAUGAAUGAAUAUGAGCAGUUAAAUCAUAUGUCCAUAAUUAGUUCUGAUCAGGAUAAAAUUGAAGAAAAGAAUUCCUAUUUUAUGCCUCACCAUGCUAUAUUGCGAGACGAUAAAUGCACAACAAAAACACGUAUCGUGUUUGAUGCAUCCUGCAUAACCACUAAUGGUAAAAGCUUAAAUGAUAUUUUGUUAAAAGGACCGGUGAUACAGGACGAUUUGAUGUGCAUUUUGGCGCGGUUUCGAACUUAUAAGUACGCGUUUUCGUCGGACAUUACAAAAAUGUAUCGACAAAUAAUCGUAGCCGAACAGGAUCGUAAAUGGCAAAAAAUACUAUGGCGAUCUAAACCAUCUGAAAAAAUAGAGGAGUAUCAUCUCAACACAUUAACGUAUGGUACAUCACAUGCGUCUUACGUUGCAACAGCUUGUUUAGAAAAAUUGGCCAACGAAAAUGAAAAUAAAUACCCAUUAGCAAGCCUAGCAAUUAAAGAAGACUUUUACAUGGACGACUACCUUGGUGGCGGUAAUUCAAUAGCUGAAGCUCUUAUGUUGCGAAAUGAUAUAAUAAAAAUAAUGAAUAGCGCUGGUUUUCAACUAAGAAAAUGGAUGUCAAAUGAGCCGCUAUUGCUAUCAAAUAUUCCUAACGCCGAUAAUGACCCACUUAUAGUUCUAAAUCUAGACGGCAGUACUACAAAAACAUUGGGCCUAUGCUGGAACCCGGUAAAUGAUGUUUAUCUAUAUAAAGUAAACAUUGAACGCAACGAUAAUGAAGAGGCUAGUACAAAAAGAAACGUGUUGUCAACUAUAGCCACUAUCUUUGAUCCACUCGGUUUAAUAGGACCAGUUAUUAUUGCUGCUAAAAUAAUAAUGCAAGAAUUAUGGAAACUCAAUGUUAAGUGGGACGAAGUGUUGCCAUCAGCGAUAAAGGCGGAGUGGGAAUUGUACAGAGCCAGUUUAUCAAGUAUUGAACACAUGACAAUACCUAGACUUGUAGUUGAUUGUGAUAAUGUCGAGGCGAUUCAAAUUCAUGGUUUUUCAGACGCUUCAGUUCGUGCUUACGGUGCGUGUUUGUAUUUACGUGUUUAUGACCGCUCCGGUUCGUGUGCGACGCGUUUAGUGACGGCUAAAUCGCGCGUGGCUCCGCUAAAAGUUUUGUCUUUAGCACGUUUAGAAUUAUGCGCCGCCGUUUUAUUAGUUCGUCUAUUCAAAAAAAUUGUUCCUCGUUUACGAUUAAGUAUAAAUAAAAAAUAUUUUUGGACGGACUCGACCAUAGUUUUAUCAUGGAUAAAUGCACCGUCUUCCAGAUGGAAAACUUUCGUUGCUAACCGCGUAGGGGAAAUACACGAAGCUACUUCUAAAUCUGAAUGGUAUCACGUGAAAUCAGAAGACAAUCCAGCAGAUAUAAUAUCUCGUGGUUGCAAUCCAGAGGAUUUGAGAAAAAAUCAAUUGUGGUGGAACGGCCCACCCUGGAUAAACUUAGAAGAAAAUCAAUGGCCGCUCGCUGAAGUUCCUAAACAGGACGAAACUGUAAGUACAGUGCGACCAGGCUACCAUUUAGCAAGUGGUUGCUUCUAA